AUGGCACACAGUGUCGCAGGCGUCGCAAGUGUCGCGCUCGCCGGUGGCGCCGCCGUCGCGGCCACGCCGGUAGCGCACGCGGACUCCGGGGCGAAGCUUCCUACCACGCCCGCUCAGGACCAGGCCGCAGGUAUGCCGACGACCGGCGAGGGGGGUCGCGCGGUGUCUUGGCCGUACGGCAUCGACGCGUCGCCGACAACGGGCGAGAGCAGCAAGAGCGAGGAGGGCGCGGACGGCCCGGCGCUGAACACCAAGUGGUUCCUGCUGUUCCAGCGCGCCACGCGCGAGGGCCGGGACUUCACGGAGGCCGGCAAGUACAAGGAGGCAGAGGCCUGCCUGACUCAGGCCAAGGCCAUGGCCUGGAAGGCGUACGAGUCCGCGGGGCUCGGGGAGGACCAUCCGCAGGUGGCGGCGGCGGUGCACAACCUCGGGGAGCUGUACCGGCGGUGGGGCCAGCGCAGGCGCGCGCAGAAGUGCUUCGAGUCCGCGGUGGCGAGUCUGCUCAAGACGCUGGGGGCCGACUACCCCGGCGUCGCGUUCGUUUACAACAGUAUCGGGCACAUGUGGCUGGAGACGAAGGAGCUGGCGCUAGCGGAGGAGUGGUUGCGGCGCGGGUACAACGAGGAGAAGCGUUUGAUGGGUCCGAACCACCGCGGCACCCUGAGCACCCAGUUCUCCCUCGGCCGCUGCCUGUACCGCAUGGGCCGCACGCGCGAGGGCCUCGACCUGAUGAAGGCGACCGUCGACGGCAUCGAGGACCAGCGGCUCGAGCUGGGCGAGGGCGAGCUCAAGCGCAUGGCCGAGUACGCGUCAGCGCUGCUGCGCGGCCCCGACGCGUCGCACGGCGGCGGGAAGCAGGGCGGCUGGACGGGGUGGGUGCGGAACAAGACGGUCUCGUCGCAGGAGGUGGAGCGCGAGUUGCGGCGGGCGGUCGACCGCCUGCUGCGCGCGGCGGAUCUGAACAGAGACGAGUUUCCGCUCGUCGUGCAGGAGGCGUCCAAGGCUGCGGCCAGCCUGGGAGUCGUGAUGUGGACGAGUGGUCGCCACGACGCCGCGCGGUCGCUGUACGAGGGUCUCGUGCGGUCCCUGGAGCGAGGCGCAACAGACGAACCCGCGGCGAUCGCGGCGCGCGUCACCGCGCUGGUGCCGCUCGCGGAGAUCUGCCUCGAGAUGGGCGACGUCCAGGAGGCGAGCAGGCAUGCGGAGCGCGCGCUCGCGCUCAGCCGCGGGGCGGUGCAGGGGUCGGACUACGGCGCAAAGAUCCUGGGCAUGAGUGGGGGGCGGGCGAGGUUCGCACUGCAGCUGGAGCGCGCGGGCGCGACCGCGAACCUCGCGCGAUCGCUGCGGGCGCAGGCGCGGUGUCUGACGGCGUCGCAGGCCGGCGCGGACCUGGGUCCAGCGCGCGAGGCGGACGCGCUGUUGACCGAGGCGGAGGCGUCGCUGGAGUCCCCCGAGAUCUGGGACGGGCUGCGGAAGAUCGGCGCGCUGGUGUCUACGGAGGGCGAGGAGAUGCGCGCGAAGCAGGACGCGCGGUGGCCGUUCAACUACCUCAUUGCGGAGCGUCCGCGUGCGGAGGAGCUGAAGACUGCUCAGGGUCUGCGCAUCGCGUUGUUGCGGGAGCUGCACAUGACGCUGGGGUUCCACUGCGAGGUGGCGCGCAAGCUCGGGCUGGACCAGGAGGCGGCGAACAUGGAGCACAAGCGCGAGCUGGCGCGCAGGGAGAUCGAAGAGGUGACGUGGCCGGCGGUUCCGGAGCCCAGCGGACCCGACGAGUGA
This is a messenger RNA of Pedinophyceae sp. YPF-701, 1776 nucleotides long. The record is from the annotation of a GenBank genome assembly. NCBI's taxonomy places the organism in Eukaryota, Viridiplantae, Chlorophyta, Pedinophyceae.